Messenger RNA from Thlaspi arvense, 741 nucleotides. The record is from the annotation of a GenBank genome assembly. Lineage: Eukaryota; Viridiplantae; Streptophyta; Magnoliopsida; Brassicales; Brassicaceae.
CUCUCCUCAUUUCAAGCAAAAAAUAUGGUUUGGUCUCAGAAAUAUCUCUCCUCAAUGCUCUUCUGCUUCCUCUCUCUAUUCUCUCGUCCUUGUCUCUCCUCCACAUUUCUUGUCGACGGUGUCUCCGUCUGGAAAACUCCCGUUGUUCAUGUCGGCGACUCCGUUAUUUUCAGACACAAGUACGGAUACGAUCUCUACAUCUUCAGGACUAAAGAUGCAUUCAACGUCUGUGACUUUACUCAAGCCACUCUUCUUACAAAACCUAACUCCACUUCCUUCACGUGGUACCCAUCAAGAACAGGCUCCUACUACUUUUCCUUCACAAACAACACAUCUAUUCCCAAAACCUGCCAACUCAACCAGAAGCUCUCAGUCCAAGUCAUCCUCUCCGCCGCCGCCUCUCCGCCGUCACAACCACCAACACCGGCAAUCGCCCCUGUUCCGGUCUCGGAAGGAGGAGUGAUCUCAUCUUCUCCAUCUUACCCAUGGCCAUUAGGUCCUAGAGAAGGUUCAGCUUUCUCUCCGGGACCAUCUCCGUCGGAGAUCACGUCGGUGUCAGUCCCCGGAAAAGACGGAGUUCCGUUCAUAAACAGUAAUCCGGCGGUUCCACUUCCCACCGGAGAAGUCGACUCUACUUCCAUUAACCCUUUACCUACUUCCACAAAUUCAGCACAUCAGGUGAUGAUGACAAUAACGGUGAAGCUAGUUUUGUGUUGUGUAGCCAUGUUUCAUCUACUGUAG